UAUCAAAAACCUUUAAUAAAUUGUAUAAAAUAAUGAUGGGGAACUUAUCUGAAAUUUGGAAAAACAAAUGUUAUAAUGAGAUUGACAAAAAUUUUAUGAUUGAAUUUGUGUAUCCAUAUGAAAUCAAAUACAUGGAGCAAGAAUCCUCUUCUAUUCAAACAUAUAACCUCUAUUGGCAAACUCUUUAUGCUUCGUGGUACUCUCAGCGAAAGUUACUAUCAUGGAAAUACAAAACACUGCAACCUAUUAUUAAAAACCAAUCUAUUCCAUCCAUUGAUCCUCCUCUAGAUGAUCGAAUUAGGCUAAUUAAACAAAUAGAUCAUGUCACGAGAGCGCUAGUCAAUCACAACUAUUUAAUAUCGGGGCACGAAUCUGGAGCAAUAUGCCAGUGGGAAAUCACGACUAAUCGUACGCCAUUUGAGCCCGAAAUAACUAAGUGUCAUGAUGAUCCUAGUCAUGUGACUAAGACGAAAUGUACCGCCAUUUUGGUGAAGCAUCAAAGCGGAGCUAUUAGAGAUAUGAUUAUUCUGAACCCUUUUAUUUUCGAUCAUCACGCUCAUGCACCUGAACCUUUAAUCUUGGUUUCUAUAGCCCAGGAUAACAUUAUAAAAGUUUGUUCCACCGUUGAUUUGGAACGAGUCGAUUCCAUUCAGGCUUUCACUUUAACCCAUCCAUUUGGUUCGGUCGAGGGUCAGGCCCCUUUCAUGACUACUCUAUGUUUGCUUGGACCCUGUCAAGCACCUCCUUUCCUCCCCCUUUACUAUUUUUGCGUUGGUUUUAGGAACGGUUUUUUAAGCAUUUGGGAACAACCUCAAUUCCGCCCGAAAUCUCGAUCUCCCCUUAGCAACAAUACUUCUUUGAACUCUUUAAUAGGGCCAACUGAACUUGCUCCUGCUAGGAUGGAGCGGUUUCUUAGAGCACAUGGCAGCGAGAUAGUUCAUACGGCUUACUGGAACGGUACCCUGGCUACGGCCUCCGUCUCGCUAGAACUUAAACUCUGGUCUCUUACUUUUGGUGAGGACCUUUACACCUCCAGUAGCAAUUAUGCCUUGACAGGAUUCGAGUGUUAUCAUUCCUUAACCAUGGGCUUUCAUUCCUAUCAACAAUCGUUACCAUUUGGUGCUUGCUACUAUGCCGCCCCUUGGAAUUUUGCCUUUAAAUCCAACUCUGUGCUGGCCGCCAACCUUAAAUUACUCGUUUCCGUUAGCGUUAUCGCAGCUCCUAAGUCUACCCAAACAAUGCAAACUCAAUAUAAUCAAGCUACUCAAAUCAGCCAAAUGAGUUUGCAAGAUCAAAACGAAACGGGAAUAGCUUACAGGCAAUUCAGAGCCGCUUCCAAGCUCCCUUACAACGUGCAAAACGACACUAUCGUUACUCUAACCCUCAAGGGUAGUCUUCUUUGUUUGGCCACUUCGGGCGGCUGGGUCCUGCUUUAUUACCUGGAAGAUACCGAACGAAAUCUCAGGGAGUGGGAUAUCAAAGAACCCUGUUUCGCGAAAAAGCUAAAUUUUAGGGAAGAAUUCAAGUCGAUUCCGCUCGAAACUAUGGAGAAGCACGGAGCCAUAUACAUUACCGGAAUGGAUAUCUCACUUUUCGACUCUAAUUAUGUGUUGUUGUCACUGACCACCCCUCUCGGUGUUAUUAUUUACAAAUUUUCUUGUAAGAGUUAAUGUUAAAUGUCUAAUUUUGACUGGCGUUUUCUGAUUUAGGAUAAUUGACGAACGUAUGUAGUUGAAUUAUUGAU
This is a messenger RNA of Gordionus sp. m RMFG-2023, 1744 nucleotides long. RefSeq lists its product as uncharacterized. Bases 33 to 1670 code for a protein of 545 amino acids. Gene Ontology annotation, molecular function: protein binding. Lineage: Eukaryota; Metazoa; Nematomorpha; Gordioida; Chordodea; Parachordodidae. The record is from RefSeq and is a predicted model, not a curated record. The transcript is spliced from 2 exons.